ACGGAGAGAGCGAGCGGCGAAGAAAAGGAGGAGAGAGAGGGCGGGUUUUGGAAGAACAGAGUGCUGCAGCGAAGCUAUGGCUUCUCGAGUGCUGGGUUUUGCGAUUCUCGUCUUCCUGGUGGCAGCAUUCCAGAUCUCCGCUGUGUCCUCAAUGAUCCAGGGUUCUACGGGCCGGAGCCGCCAACUUCUGGCCAAGAUAGAUUGCGCGCAGGCUUGCACCUCUCGGUGCGCGGUGGCGUCGGUUCACGACCGGUGUAUGAACUACUGCGGGAUCUGCUGCCAGAGCUGCAACUGCGUGCCGUCGGGCCACUACGGGAACAAAGACGAGUGCAGCUGCUACCGGGACAAGAAGAACAGCAAGGGGAAAGCAAAAUGCCCCUGAGCGGCAUUACAAUCAAAACCAAAGUGAGGCAAACGACUUGUGACUCUACAUUAACUAAUACAUACUAGGCUCGUUUUUUGUGCUUCUUUCCCGAGACAAAAGCUACAAAAAAGCGUUGUAUCCACCUGGAACUCUCAGCUUUUUAAAAAGUAAUCAAAUCUGGAAGUACGGAAA
Molecule: messenger RNA, 556 nt
Organism: Selaginella moellendorffii
Lineage: Eukaryota; Viridiplantae; Streptophyta; Lycopodiopsida; Selaginellales; Selaginellaceae
Product: peamaclein
Exons: 4
Coding region: 77-382 (101 amino acids)
Source: RefSeq, a predicted model, not a curated record